UUAAAGAUUUCGUCUGUUGUUUUGAAAAUUAAAAUUGUAAGGUCUGUCUUUUAUUCUCUUAUUAGUGAUUAAAAAACUAUGAGGUGGGCUCUUCUGAAGAAAUUUGCAGCUUGUGUGGGUGCGGCAUUCAUUGUUUACUAUAUUAAAAAACGCUGUGGAGGUCCUUUAUGUCGAUGUGUUUUGAGGCUUGAUGAGAAAGUUGUAAUAAUUACUGGUGGAACUUCUGGUUUAGGACUGGCUGUUGCUGAACAGCUUGCUAAUAGAGGUGCAAGCAUAAUUUUUACUGCAAGAGAUCUCGAUAAAGGUCUUGCAAUCCAAGAAUCUCUUAGAGCAACAACUAAGAAUCCAAAGAUUUUCUGCGAGUAUCUGGAUUUAAACAACUUUGUUUCUAUUCAUAAAUUUGUUUCCCAAGUGAACCAAAUAUGUUCCAAAGUAGAUUUGCUUAUCAACAAUGCAGGAGUAUUUUUCCAUCCUCCUAAAGAAACUGUAGAUAAAUUUGAUGUCACAUUUCAGACCAACUAUUUGGGGCAUUUUCUUUUGACUGAAUUACUGGUUCCAGUAUUAGCCGAUCAAAGCCGCGUAAUAUUUCUGUCAUCGGCUGCACAUUCUUUAACUAAAUCUUUAGACUUGAAGAGUGCAUGUAUUUUCGACGAAGGAGCCAUCGGAACAUCAGCAAGAUUCCAGAGUUACGCUAAAGCAAAGCUAUGCUUAUUGUUGUAUAGUAAGACUUUUGCACAACGUCACAAGGAUAGAGGCAUUCGUGUUUAUAGUGUAGAUCCUGGAUCAGUGGAGACACCGAUUUACCGUCAUUUUCCUUUCUUGCAAAACCCAAUUUUGAAAGCAAUCCAGAAACCGAUUCGCUUUAUUGUAAUUCGAAGUCCAUUCCAAGGAGCACAGACUGUUCUUCACUGCGCCUUAUCUCCCAAACUGGGCAGUGAAACUGGACUUUACUACGCGGACCUGGUAACCAAGACGCCUUCAAAUCUAUCACAAGACAUUCAACUUUCUUCCCAGCUGUACGAUUACAGUCGACUUUGGGCAGGUUUGUCUGAUUUUGAAAAGAGUAAGUCUGUCUAGCUUCGACUGUCCUACAUCGCCGCAAAAUGACGUUCGAAUGGAUCGAAAUGAAAAAAGAUUUGGCGAAGAAAGUCAUCGAAAAAGGACAUCAAGGAAAGCGGCCGCGAUUUUGGAGUCAAAUUGAUGGGAAAGUGAUUAAAUUUCAACCUGGCACAGAGGAAGGGAACCCAAUAGCGGAUACAACGGAACAGCUUUCCAUGUUCCGUAUCGGCGUUGCCCAUGAUGAGUGGUCUCGGAUUCUUGAACUGUGUUUACAGCUGAUGGACGAACGCGAAGUGAGCCUAUUCCGCACCAAGACACGUGAAGGAGAAUGCAUUACAUUCGAACUUCAUCUUAUUAGUAUAAUUUCACAGGCAUCACCUAUUCCGUGUUGGGAAGUGUCGGAAGUUAUUCAAGUUAGCAAACAGUUAAAAGAGCAGGGUAUUACCCUUCAUCGUGAUAAAAAGACUAUUGAUUCGUUCUACGUUUUUGCACGAGCAUUAAAAUUGUUGAUUCCCUUAGAAGUUCGACUUAUCAAACAACUGGCCGACAAUCGGGAAAACAAAGAUGAAGAAGCCGAAGUUUUAAAGAAAGACGUCACUGCAUUAGUGGCUUCUAUUUAUAACAAUUUAGCUGCAUGUCAAUUACUGGAAGCUAAUUACCGUCAUGUUCUUCAUCUGUGUGAUCAAGUGUUGAAGCGGGCUCCAUCCGACCCUAAAGCCAUCUAUAGAAAAGCUUCUGCUCUUCUAGGUUUAAGGCAGUUUCAAGAUUCAUUAGAAACAGUAAAAAUGGGACUUGUUCUGGAUCCUUCUAAUAAGGCAAUGCAGAGUUUGGAAAAAAAGGCCAAUAAUUAUUGCAUUCAGCAGAGAAAUGAGUUUGCAAAAGGAAUGAAAAAGUUUUUUCACUGAAUUUUGUAAUUUGAUGGACACCAUUGGAUUUGGCAACAACAAUCUUUAAAUUUUUUUUUUCUUCUUCUUCUUUUCUUCUUUGUGUUGGUUGUCAUCAGUGAUUUCUUGUUUUGGUUUCUUUGGUGAUUUUUUCAGACCCCUCUCAACUGGUUUAGGUCUCUUCUCUCCCCUUGCUUGAGCCAAUACAUCUUCCAAUUCUAUUAAGUGUGUUUCAGAAUAUCAAUAAAACUGUUGAAAAAAGUGA
Daphnia pulex (common water flea) is the source of this 2208-nucleotide messenger RNA. Its product is annotated as retinol dehydrogenase 11-like. Bases 79 to 1077 code for a protein of 332 amino acids. The record is from RefSeq and is a predicted model, not a curated record. The transcript is spliced from 8 exons. NCBI's taxonomy places the organism in Eukaryota, Metazoa, Arthropoda, Branchiopoda, Diplostraca, Daphniidae.